Messenger RNA from Drosophila obscura, 1037 nucleotides. RefSeq lists its product as uncharacterized. NCBI's taxonomy places the organism in Eukaryota, Metazoa, Arthropoda, Insecta, Diptera, Drosophilidae. The record is from RefSeq and is a predicted model, not a curated record. The transcript has 2 exons. The coding region runs from base 49 to 1011 and encodes 320 amino acids.
UUUCCACACAGGUUCCAAAAGCAGAAACAGAAACAGAAGAAGCCAUCGAUGAGCAAUUCACGUUCCCCAUUCACCCGUACACAGGGUACAUUCGGAUACCUGGGAUCCUUCAACUUGAAUGACCAGGGCGAUUCCGGUUCCGAUUCCGGUUCCCCCGACAAGAAUGGACUCAAUGCGAUGCCCUUCCUAAAUAAUAUCCGCACCAGUCCGCUGCUGUCCCGCACAAUGGGUCGCACCGUCUUUCCCCCGAUGGGCGAUUCAGAUGGGUUCAAUGCUGUGCCACAAAUUGCGGCGAUGGGAAGCCAGCAGCCCAUGGGCAGCACCCAGUGGACAGGAGGAGCCAGAGCCAUGGCCAGCAAUUACUACGACCGUCGCUACGAGGGGCCCUACGAGGAGCACUACGAGGGGGCCUACUCGAUGCCCAACGAGAUGGAACAGGAGCCCUGCUCCUGUCAGAGCCAGAGCCCCAGUUCGUGCCAGAGCCCCAGUUCGGGGCCGAGCCAGCAGGACUUCAGUUCGGCAGACCAUAACGAAACGGACUCGGAAACGGAGGAGCUCUGCAGCCGCCGACCCGACACAGUCUCCCGUGGGGAACUUGCCACUGGUCUGCUGCUGUCCAAAUUGAAGCCGGAGCGUCGUGAGCGUUUGGUGGCAUCGUACAAACGCUGGACGGAGACGGCUGUGGUCAGGGCCAUGCUGCUGGUGCUGCAGCUGCUGGGCCACGUGCUGCUCUGGCUGACCACGAAGACCGUGGGCCUCACAGAAGUCGUCGGCUCGGUGCGCCUCCGGCUGGGGAACAGCAAGUUUAAGCUGCGCAACACCCAGCGCCAUUUGCUGUGGCGCAUGGCCAAUGCCCGGGGCCAUGAGACUCUCGUCUUUCUCACUGUGGCCCUGACCACGCCCUGGCUGUUCUGUCUCAGCCUCCUCGGCUUCACGUUGUCCAUGAUGGUGCUACUGAAGAAAACCGUCGAGGAGCUGAUAUUUCAGAUACGUCUGCGACUUUUAAUUUAGAGGUGGAGCAGAGCAAUACACUGAAA